GAUGUGAAAGCAGUUAGACCGACAAAAAAAAAAGGACCAACAUGAUUUAGACUCUUCUGUAGUCUGCUUUAACGGAGGGGGAAUGGGUAGACUAGUGCUGCACGCUAUUUUGGAAGAGAGGAUUUUCGUCCGUUUGAACCAGUAAUAUUGUACAGAGAUGCCAAUACAUCUGAUAGGGUAAAGAUAAAACAUUCGAAAAGAAAAGCAACAAUCUGGAUUCUGGAGGGCCGGAGAGCACAUAGGGAUGCUCGAGCGUUGUCACAGCGACACAACUUGCUAGGACACUGUGCACGCGCCCCGCCGAGAGGCAGCGUGAGCGAGCUAAAGAAGCAAUCGCACAAGCGCAGCAUCUUUUCGGUGCAUGGCUAUAACGGGUCGGAGGGGAAUCACGGAAAACCACCGCUAUUACCCAGAGACGAAGCAGGCAAGCGCCACCAUGAUUCAAAUCGUCCUCGCUAUUUAAACUGUCGUUUGAGCUAUCCUCUCCACCCGCAAAGGGCAAGCGGGGAUGUUUUUUUUGGUUGAAAAUCAACCUGCUUGCAAAAUCACUGUUGCCAAUUUAUGUAGACAAGGAAUUAGACAAGAUAUAGUUUCGUUGUCAACAAAUGAUAUAUAAAGAUAUAUAUAUAGAGACUCGUCAGAUGGAAAGCCACCGCUGGAAGAAUUAUUCCGAAAUCACUUUACAUGCCUUUAUCUCGUGUGUAAUGCGCCUCACGCAGCAAUAGGCUUUAUUUGUUGGAAUCCUUUUCCUUUCCUUUCGUCGUUGUCUCCGUGACCGUCAUCAGAAUGUGGUAGCCCGGUCAAUCUACCGGGAUUGAGCGGGUGUUGUCGGUAAACAGAACCUGGGAAGCGUUCUAAAACCGUCUCCUUCUGCAAAGGACUAUGCUUCAAUAUUUCCCCAUCUAGAGGAACGGUUUGACAGCGAUCUAGAAGUCAAAGAAGAUUCCUUUUGAAAACCCCUUGGAAUCUUGCUACCCUUUAGACCACAUAACAGUGGAGCUCCAGAACUACAGGGGCAGACACUGGCAACUCAGCCCAGACAUCAGUCACCCAGGGGUCCGUUUGUGACGGCGACAGUUGACCAGGAACUGUGACCGCAGACAUCGACCGUGAUGAGGACCGUACAGGAGGAUGGAACGUAACAGAGUUCUGACCGUGGAACCGUUCUCGCCCGCGACCGUAGAACACCAACACUGACCACAACCACACCUUCUAAAGACCGCCCGGUCUCCCCCUAACCCCCAACCUCUCCAGCCCCCUGUAUUACACUGCACCACCCACACCACUCCACUCCUCCUCCACCCCUCCUCCUGUACUCACUCCCUCGCUCCAGACCUCCACCCUUUCUGAGGGUCCACUUUUUCUUUCAUAAACACUCUCAACUACCCCUUCUCUCUUGUUCUCUUUCUAUUCCCUUUCUCUCCAAUAUUCUAUAUCUUCAUGAACAUUGAGUCCUCUUUGGAACCCUAACAUAGACGGACGAUAAUCAUUGAGUUGGAGGUGGAGUCUAUAGCUAUCAGUCAUGUAUCUUUUCCCUCUAUCCCUGUGUAAGCCAAAUGGGCGGGGUCUCAGCUUUAGUCCCCGCCCCUGCUGCAACAUGGCCGACACCUGUCUAGUCUGGCUGUUGGGCCUGGCUCUCCGCCUCUCUCUGACCUCCUGCCAGAAGAUAGACCCCGCCAACAAGCUGCCCACGGUGACCACCAACUACGGCAAGCUGCGCGGGCUCAAAAAGGACCUGAACAACGAGAUCCUGGGCCCGGUGGAGCAGUACCUGGGCGUGCCCUACGCCACCGCGCCCAUCGGAGACCGCCGCUUUCAGCCGCCCGAGGCACCGGGCUCUUGGCAGGAGAUCCGCAACGCCACGGCAUUCGCCCCGGUGUGCCCGCAGAACGUGCACGGCGUGCUGCCGGAGAUCAUGUUGCCGGUGUGGUUCACAGACAACCUGGAUGUGGCAGCCAGCUACAUUCAGAACCAGAGCGAGGACUGCCUCUACCUCAACGUCUACGUGCCCACCGAGGACGGUCCGCUCACAAAAAAACACGAUGAGUCUACAAUGAACAGACCGAGAGAUGAAGACAUCCGUGACCGCAGGAAGAAGCCGGUGAUGCUGUUCAUUCACGGCGGCUCCUACAUGGAAGGAACCGGAAACAUGUUUGACGCCAGCGUCCUCGCCGCCUACGGCAACGUCAUCGUGGUCUCUAUGAACUAUCGUCUGGGCGUGCUCGGUUUCCUGAGUACAGGGGACCAGUCAGCCAAGGGGAACUAUGGUCUGUUGGACCAGAUCCAGGCCCUGCGUUGGCUCAAUGAGAACAUCGGCCAUUUUGGGGGCGACCCCGAGCGCAUCACCAUCUUCGGCUCCGGCGCCGGGGCGUCCUGCGUCAACCUCCUCAUCCUCUCGCACCACUCCGAGGGUAAGGGGCACACUGGGUUGUUCCAGAGGGCCAUAGCCCAGAGUGGCUCAGCCAUCUCCAGCUGGUCGGUCAACUACCAGCCCCUGAAGUACACCAAGAUCCUGGCCCGGAAGGUGGGCUGCAGCCACUCAGAGACGGCAGAAUUGGUGGACUGCCUGAGGAAGAAGAACUUCAGGGAGCUGGUGGAUCAGGACAUCCAGCCGGCACGCUACCACAUUGCCUUCGGACCCGUAGUGGACGGAGACGUGGUGCCGGAUGACCCUGAGAUACUCAUGCAGCAGGGGGAGUUCCUGAACUAUGACAUCCUGAUAGGAGUGAACCAGGGAGAGGGGCUGAAGUUUGUAGAUGACAGUGAAGACAAUGAUGGGAUCUCAGCUGCAGCGUUCGACUACACCAUCUCUAACUUUGUGGACAAUCUCUAUGGAUAUCCUGAGGGUAAGGACAUCCUGAGAGAGACCAUUAAGUUCAUGUACACUGACUGGGCCGACCGUGACAACGGAGACAUGAGAAGAAAAACCCUCCUCGCCCUGUUCACGGACCACCAGUGGGUGGCGCCAGCGGUGGCCACGGCCAAACUGCACGCCGAGUUCCAAUCUCCUGUUUACUUCUACACAUUCUACCACCACUGCCAGACGGAGACACGGCCAGAGUGGGCGGACGCGGCCCACGGGGAUGAGAUCCCCUAUGUGUUCGGGGUGCCCAUGAUCGGAGCCACCGACCUGUUCCCCUGCAACUUCUCUAAGAAUGAUGUCAUGCUCAGUGCUGUAGUCAUGACGUACUGGACAAACUUUGCUAAGACGGGGGACCCCAACCUGCCGGUGCCUCAGGACACCAAGUUCAUCCACACCAAGCCCAACCGCUUCGAGGAGGUCAUCUGGACCAAGUUCAACUCCAAGGACAAGCAGUACCUCCACAUCGGUCUGAAGCCCCGCGUCAGAGACAACUACCGAGCCAACAAGGUGGCCUUCUGGCUGGAGCUGGUCCCUCAUCUACAUUCCCUCCAUGACGAAUUCCCCCCCACCACCAGGCUACCUCCAGGCAGCACCCGCCCCCCCGGGGUCCCCUGGAAGCCCAAACCACGCACCACGGGCCACCCCUACCCGACAUUCCCUGACCCCGUGGAGCCCUACGGAUCAGAGCGGCCCAGACUGGACCUCUUCCCCGGUGACACACGCGAUUAUUCCACAGAGCUGUCGGUGACAGUGGCAGUGGGGGCGUCGCUACUCUUCCUCAACAUCCUGGCAUUCGCAGCGCUCUACUACAAGCGGGACAAGCGGCAGGAGAUGCGGCGCCACCGGCUCUCCCCGCAGCGCCAUGGUGGGCCCGCCAAUGACCUGGCACACAGCCAGGAGGAAGAGAUCAUGUCCCUGCAGAUGAAGCACUCGGAGCACGACCCACACCACGACAUGGAGCCCCUCCGUCCCCACGACAUCCUGCGGCCUGCCUGCCCGCCCGACUACACUCUGGCCCUGCGGAGGGCCCCGGACGACGUGCCCCUCAUGACCCCCAACACCAUCACCAUGAUCCCCAGCACCAUCACCGGCAUGCAGCCCCUCCACCCCUUCAAUACCUUCCCCAGCACCGGCCACAACAACACCCUGCCCCACCCCCACUCCACCACACGCGUAUAGUAAAGCUAGAGCUCCCCCUGGGGGACCGGUGGACCAACUACUACGCGCUCUGGCUCCCUCUCUAUGGAUAUCUCUCUCUCUCUCUUACUCUGUUUCUCCAACCGUCAGCCUGCUGCCCUCAUGCUGUGUACUUCCUACAGUGCCACCUGUUGAGGUUAAGUGGAAGUGCAGCUGAACUGCAGGGGCAGCAGAUGUUAAGGGGGGACAUUGAGACAUUUAGAAACUAUUUUGAUGGGGUCUCAUAUUCUCUGACUCUGACAACCCCCAAACCUUCCCAGAGGACGAUCCUCUUACUGUGCUUUUCAUUUUGUUGUUUUUUCAUCCCCCUUUUUAUCAAUUUCUGUGCUGUAAUAGGGUUGAAGAUAGUUUUUUUGGGUGUUGGGUAAAGUGACCUCUGAUAUAUUGGAAAACCUCUAUCUCUCUACUCAUGUCAUCUGCUUACUUGAUAUAGUGUUUUCUCUUUUCUACAUCCAUCUCUUUCCCUCUGUAGUUCUAAACCCCCCUCAAAUGAACCCCUCAGCCCACCCUUAGGAAUUGUUGGGAGUCUUUUUCAUACAAGGCGUACAGUACAUACAGUUAGCAUCUAUCAUGAAAAUAUUGAUAUUCUGAUAUCGUCCUUCUACCAGCAUUCUUGGUGCCAAGUACUGUGUUGUUUUCCCAUAGGAGGGAACUGAGAGAGAAUCAAGAGUGUGGAGCUGUAUCAAGAUAGCCUACUGACUGUGUUCAUGAAAAGUGCCAAUUUGGCCUAUCUUGUGUGCUUUUUUUCUUUGAUUGUUUGGUUGUUGCUUUCAGUUCUUAUUUUUUUGUGGAAAGAAUUUUAAGUAUAUAGAUAUAUAGUUAUAUAUAAAUGUGUACAAAGAAGAAGAUAUAUAAAUGGUUUUCUCAGUGGGGAUCUAUGCAUGAAUUAUUUUUUUAAAUGAUGAUGGGGAAAGGACACUGGAUAGUCAAUGUUUCCACACGUCUCCUGUUUUAAACCAUUUCUAUCUCUAUUUCAUAUGCUUUUUUCUUCCUAUUUUAUUCUUCAAAAACAAAAAAAUGGAGGCAAUUAAAAAAAAACUGCACGGAUGCUUCUUUGAUUUGCACAAUUAUCCUUUACAACAAGAGAAACCUGACUGGAACAAAUAUGAAUAAAAUAAUGAUCAUACAUCUUGAAUAUACAACACAUUCCGUAUCAUCACCAUCUCCCAUGUUCAUUGCUUACUGUCUACUAUUGCACUAUAGACCACAUGCUACGCCAACCAAAUCAACUACCCAGUAAAUCAAAUCAACCUUUAUUCUUACAACACAUUUCAUACAAAGCAGGUGCAAACCAAUGCGACCACAUAUCAGUCGCACAGAGACCCCACUCUCCCUGCUCUGCUAUCGUCAUCAGGCCAGGGCCCCUGAGGGCCCCUCUUAUGUAAUGUGAGAUAUUGGUGCCACUCUAGCAGCUCUGUCUUUGUCUCGUAAUAACCAGGCCAUCCACUGAGCCUUGGGCCCCUGUCUCUCUGUGAGUCAUUAUGGCAGGCAUGGAAGCCAUAAUCUGCCACUGAAAUGGCAUCCUAUUCCCUAUUGCACUACUUCUGGCCAGUCAGGCAAAAAGUAGUGCACUAUAGGCAUUAGAUAGGCAUUAGGGUGUUGUUUUGGACACAUUUCUAGAGGUAUUGGUGUCCAUUAUGCUCUGGUCAAAAGAAGUGUACUAUGUAGGGGAUAGGGUGCUGCAGGUAGAGAUAUUGAAGGUACAUACAGUACUCAAGUCUUGGAGGCUCAUAGAACGUUACUUUCCUAAUUCUGUUAGUAGGAAGGAGAGAAAAGGACGUUCUCACUCUCCCUCCUUCUUUCACACAUUCUGUCCUAUCUUCGCCUCUAUUUCCAGCACAUGCAGAUUUUGUUUGAUGAGUGAGUGUGCGUGCGUGCGUGGGUGUGUGUGUGUGUACGUACAUGUCAGCACAGCUUCACCGGGGCAAGGGUAAUUAGAGUGCAUGGAGAAUGAUGGAGGGAGACAGAGGGAGAGAGAGAACGAGAGAGAGAACGAGAGAGAGAGACAGACAUCUCAACUCAGAGGCUCAUCCCCAUGAUGUGAACCCGCACUCCAAAAUAACAUCUCUCCAACUGCUUACACACACACUCCUCCAUUCCUCCCACCAUUCCGUUUUCCCUAUCCCUUUCUCCUUUCCCCCACCAGUAAACACCAACAUUUAACUAACUAGGCGUAAUAGCUACAUGAAUGUGAAGAGUUGAGUAGAACUCACAUACUUUUCAACUCAUGACUUCGCUGUGUACAGUCAUUCAACCCUGCAUCUCCUGACCCUUAAUCCCUGACCCCUCACCCUGCUGACUCUGUUGCUCCCACAACCCCUUAGCUCUACUGCUGUGUAUGUAACUCUAAGCACACUGAGCAAGACUGGGGGUCUGUCAGCCAGGCCACGGUCUGUGAUAACAAAGCUGGUAGAGGACCUUAGACCAAGAGGCAGCAAAGUGAUCAGUUGUUGCCGGGUUUUAGUUUUUCUUUUUUUAACAGGGAAAAACACAUAAAAGUCGAGGUAAAGUCUAUUGAUAAAGCACCUGACUGUAAUGCUCUAAUAUGGCCAGUAGAGGGGGCCGACGGGUUAAUAUGAUUAAUCCCACUGAACAGAACUGUAGAGCUGUGAGUGAGAACCCACAGUGCACUGUAUCCUCUAUGGGAAACCGUUAGCGACCAUGUUGUGUCUAUGCUUGUGUUUAGCUUUUAGACUUUUCUUUGGUUUCUAUUUCAUUACUGCUUGAGGAUUGUGGAAGUUGAGGGGAGAAUGUGAGAGAACACAGUGGUAGAGUCAGACUGUGUUAGCCUACUGAGAGAGACCGUGUGUGGUGGGGAAAUGGGGGAAUGAUCAGCUGCACAAUAUACUGUAACAUAGACUGGACUGGGGUUGUGGUCAAUGGGAGCUAGAGAAGGACUCAACACAAGCUGUAUUCUUGGACUAGAAGAAGAAACCUGGGAGAGAGACUCAAAGCAUCCAAGUCAUCAUCACAACCUUAAACACAGGGGAAAGGUUGUGAUGAUGUGACUGGUCAACUGGGACAGUGGACAGACUUAUUUCAUCGAUGGGAGCGAUCCGAGUCUGUCCUAUGAAGAGUCGUUGUGCCAUUAGAUCCUAGUGAACUAUUUUAUACUUAUUCAUGUGAAUAAGAGGGCCAUGGGAUGUCGCAGAGGAAACUACUGCUAGUACAUAUACAACAAAACAGAACUUCAACCAAUAGAAGAGCGACAGAAGCUAUUUCCUUUUUUCUGUUGUUUUCCUUGACUAUUUUAUAGGUUUACACACUAGAGGGCGCCAUGGUGACACACAAUCACCAUAACAACCUAUCUGUCAGCCUCUGAACAUUCGGAAUGUGGAGGAAUACAUUGUUGCGUGACACAGAGACACGUCAAAAAAGAGGAGCAAAACUGUACAUUUUUAAGUGUAAGAACAAACAAACAGGCAAAAAUAUUUGUAAAUAUUACGUUUCUUGUUUGUUUUUUUCGAGUGAAUGAAAUGACUUUGUGACAACAGAGACAACAGGUGCAAGUUGAUAAGGGGCCACCAGCUAGUAUUGUACCUUCACUGUACACCAUUUGAAUAUAUUCUCUGCUGUACUCUUUCGAAGGAUUCAGGAAAGUCAGAUUCUAGUUCUAUUAGCCCCGUGUUGUCAGUGCAGGAUGUAACAAAGUUGUGCAGAAGUGGGUAGACAAUGGACAUUCAGGACAAAGUCAUAGAGUUGUCUAUGUAGCAUCUUGACUCCUCAACCUGUGAAAGCACUAAGCAAACACUGUAGCAGGGAUACUGACCCAUUCUUACUCUGUGCUGUUGUUAAUAUGGUCUCUAUCCCACAUUCAAAUGGGACAUGCGUAACUGCAGGCCUUUAUUAGAUGUCUACCACACGUGCAUAUCUGUAUGAUGAUGCAGGAUACCUUAAAGGCGGAAUCUGUCAUUCCCACUUUCCCCUAUGGCAACUACAAUGCAGGGACACUUUUACCGGAAAUUAAAGUUACAGAGCGCACCUUUAAAAACAACCGUGUGGCUUCUGGAGUCUGGAUAUUCACUCCCUGUUGACUUUGGUAUUGUAGCGUAGCCCCAAAACCACAGGGGGAUAAAGAAACGAGGGCUUUAUGUAACCUAAGAUGCCUCUGAUCUAGCCUGGUCCCAGAUCUGUUUUGGCCCUCUUCCCAACUCCUACGGUCAUUGUCACGACUAGGAGUUGACUACACAGCACAAACCGAUCUGGGACCAGGCUACCUCUUAUCCUCAUUGGAAAUCACAUACUGCGGGUGGGUCACAUGUCCCCCUGAAUACACUGCGUUACGUACAAUAUCUGUAUGUGUCCUGUUCAUGUAGGUUGUGCUACAUGACCUCAUCAUAAGCUAUUGGUACAGCUACGCUUGCCUUCCGGGUGGAGAGAUGUGGUGGGAAUGAGUUGCUUUGACCACUGCACGCCUAGUGGCCAGACGGUUGGACGACAUUACAAGACAUGCAUAGGUGUUGACCUGGAAGUGAGUGUGAGUGUAUAAGUGAGAGCAUGUGUUAGGAUAGCUAAUGUGGUGUGUAUGUGUUAGGUGUGUACUCCAUUUUGUUGUAGCCUUGGUUUGGACUUACACAGAGUUUUAGAUAUCUAGUGUUAAUUUAAGAUGACUUUGAAACAACUGAACCAACCCCCAAAAAAUCCAUAUUGGAUUUUAAUGUAUUAUUCCUCGCACUCAGACCAUGAAGAAAGUCAUUAUUUUUGGUCCAAAACCAAUUCUGUUGACAGUGUGUUGAUUUUCAAUGAUAAAUCAGUUGUUAAAGGAUUAUAAAGCAGUUAUCAUAGUUUUAUAGAUUUGCCGGAGCGGUGCUCUGUUGGAAAAACACCUGAAAUAAAAGGGGCAGUACGUAACAAUGUUUCAUGUAGGUGAAUUUCCUGCUUUGCUUGUGACUACGUGUCAUGGUUGACCGUCUAAACAGAGAAAGGUUUGUAUAUGUUAUGGUCUAUGUACCUGAGAGUUCAGGUAAACUGAAGCACAUGACCAAUAUCCCUGGGAAACAUUCGGAGUUCGGUGUCAGUUCGGCCUGCAUAGCAACAUUUGCACCUGUUGUCUUCUUUUUCAUUUCUUUAUUGAAUUAAGAAACCCAAGACUUGAGAUGAAGAAAACAUGUUAAAAAUCAAUUUUAAAAAAGAGCAUUAUUAAACAGGUAAAAUAAAACUAUAUAAAUAAGGUGAUGAUAUUUCUGUUUAGUUAUGACACACUGUAUGCUGUGAUUCUGAUGCGGGGCACAUAAAGACGUUCAUAGCCAG
Messenger RNA from Salmo salar (Atlantic salmon), 9310 nucleotides. Its product is annotated as neuroligin-2. The record is from RefSeq and is a predicted model, not a curated record. Gene Ontology annotation, molecular function: neurexin family protein binding. Lineage: Eukaryota; Metazoa; Chordata; Actinopteri; Salmoniformes; Salmonidae. Gene Ontology annotation, cellular component: membrane.